Molecule: messenger RNA, 1379 nt
Organism: Apis dorsata (giant honeybee)
Lineage: Eukaryota; Metazoa; Arthropoda; Insecta; Hymenoptera; Apidae
Product: X-linked retinitis pigmentosa GTPase regulator-interacting protein 1-like
Exons: 5
Coding region: 373-1035 (220 amino acids)
Source: RefSeq, a predicted model, not a curated record
ACGCAGAAGUUGCGAGAAAGACCUUGUAUCUUUUUUCAUUCUCGAAGGAAGAAAAAAGCGCGAAGUUGGGCGAUGGAGCGCGUGGGGACAAAAGACACGAGGAAGGGAACGGAGACGAAGGGUGAGCGUCUCUUUUCCACCGAGGGAAGGGAUAGCGGGUUCGCGGAGCGUCGGCCAGAGGGCGGUGAAUCUCCAACAACAUGGCCGUCUAACCAGCCGACACACCGUUGCAACUCUCCACCAAGUUGACCAGUCGUAUUUCGUGGAAACGAGGGAAUUCGCACGGGGAAGCCGACGACACCUCGAUCUCAGAGAAGAGUAGAGAAAGAGGAAGCAGUCAAACUGGCGCCGUUCAAGUUCCCCUUCUCAAAAAUGUCAAAGUCGCGCAGCAGCGACAAGGAGGAGCGCGAAAAGGACAAGGAAAAGGAGUUGGAGGGUAAAAUGGAGAGGGAGAAGCAACACGGGAAGGAGACAGGGAGAGAGAGCGAGACAGAGGAGGAGGAGGAGGAGGAGGAGGAGGAGGAGAUUCCCGAGGACGAGGAGGAGAACGCGAGGGGGCAAAACGUUCAACUGCCAAUGAGUCAACUGCAGUUGAGCGGGGAAACUCAAUCCAAUAUAAACUCACCGAUAUUAGCUUCCAACAGCGUGAUGGUGAGGAACGAACAAGCGAUACCGAGCUCACCUCCUCCUUCUUACGAGCACGUUAUCGAACAGACACGGUUGGAGCAUGCAGCCGAGGUGCAGAGGUACGAGGGUGGAAACAACCCCGGGAAUGACGCGUCUGGCGAAGAUAAUAGAACAAAAGCUCCCAAGAUCCUUCACAAGUCGAGCAAAGAGUUGUACAGAGCGGUGGCGAAACAGUGGGGCAUCACUUGCAAGAUGAGCGACCACUGCAGAUGCUUGGACUGUCAGAGCUGCUAUUUCGACUGCGAAUACGACAAGAACGAGAAUCAGAAGACUGAUGGCGGGCUCGGCGCCGGCACGCCGAUGUUCAUUUCCGAGGUGAUGCACGGUUCCGGUUGCGUGCUGUUCUAAAACACCGGAAACGGGCCUCCACGGCGACGACACGGUCUUUGCCGUGCUUCCGCCGAGGGCACGUGAUUGCGCACAAACCAGGCUGACUGUUUCCUGAUGGAUCGGCAAACCAUGAAUCAGCGGGAACCUCGUUGUUCGUUCUAUGAUCACCUCGAUGAUGAAACGGACAGCCAGCUGGGAUCUUUGAAACUUUUUUCGUAAUCGUAGGUGGUUCUUCGCGAAUUUUUCAUUUGGAUGGAUUACUUUAUUAAUGGUAGAGAUAUCCAAUAUUUGAAAUUUUGAAGGUUUCGGAAGGAAUUGAUGGGAAUUGAAAAUUUGAAUUUGAAAUUUCUUAUCUUUGUCUU